Messenger RNA from Panicum hallii, 2156 nucleotides. RefSeq lists its product as uncharacterized. Gene Ontology annotation, molecular function: zinc ion binding; nucleic acid binding. Bases 468 to 1880 code for a protein of 470 amino acids. The transcript is spliced from 7 exons. NCBI's taxonomy places the organism in Eukaryota, Viridiplantae, Streptophyta, Magnoliopsida, Poales, Poaceae. The record is from RefSeq and is a predicted model, not a curated record.
GACCGAGUCAAGCGGCUCCUCCCCGACCCGCACUCGCCCUCCGCCCCUCCCGAUUCCCCUGCCCCAGCCCCGCGCGGCCGUAUCCGAACCCCGAACCCUAGGCAGCGGCGCGGCUACGCCACUGGCGGCCGGGGCGAGGCGGCCACCUGCGAGCGAGCGGACCGCAGCUCCGCACCCCCGCAGGCCGCAGACCCUCCGCGGCGAACGGCGGGUCGGCGGCCAGCCAGGCAGCGGCGCUGCGGCGGAGCGGCCGAGCGCUCCGCGGCCCGCGCGCCGUGCAGGGCUUCGCAGCGGCGGGCGCGGCUCCGCAAGCGCAACGGCAGGGGCUGGGGCGCGGGUCCGGCGACGGUCGGCGGGCACAGCGCGGCCUGACUCCUGAGCGCGGCAACCGGCAAGACGCCAAGACAUCAAGCAAAGCAACGGAACCAGUGAAUCACCAAGGUUGAGCAAAUAUCUUUUUUUGGCCAAUGGCAAGGGAACCUAGUCCUGAAAUAGAUGAUGAACUUUUCAAUGAAGUUUAUGGGAAAGCAUAUAGUGGUCCAGUUGCAUCAGCUACAAAUAGUGUAAUGCCUAAAGUAAAUGAUGAGAAGAGGCCCUUGACUUGUGAUACGUCAGAUGAUGAAGAUGAGGCCCCAGAUCCUAAUGCUGUUCCUACGGACUUCACUAGCAGAGAGGCUAAGGUCUGGGAGGCUAAAGCUAAGGCCACAGAAAGGAACUGGAAGAAGAGGAAGGAGGAAGAAAUGAUUUGUAAAAUAUGUGGAGACUCGGGCCAUUUUACUCAGGGCUGUCCAUCCACACUUGGGGCAAAUAGGAGAAAUGCUGACUUUUUUGAAAGAGUUCCAGCUAGAGAUAAGCAAGUCAGGAAUCUUUUCACUGAGAGGAUGAUAAGCCAGAUUGAGAAGGAUGUGGGGUGUAAAAUCAGAAUGGAUGAGAAGUUCCUGUUUGUCAGUGGGAAAGAUAGGUUAAUAUUAGCCAAAGGUGUAGAUGCUGUGCAUAAAAUUAUUCAAGAGAGUAAAGGUAAAUAUAGUCCAAGCAGUCCAAAACGGGAUCGCUCUAGGUCACCUGUACGGAACACCACUGAGUUUCGUCCCAGGCACUCUGAUUCUCACCGGCCCCAUAGCCCAAGAAAUCCUGAUCCUCAACGGUCCCAUAGCCCAAGAAAUGCAUCCCGCUCUCAAAGUAAAGGAUACUAUAAUGAAAGGCAUCUAGAUGGCCGAUUACAUGACAGUAUGCCCAAGUUUUCAAAAGGAUCUCCACAAGCUCAAGCUUAUGCCAACUUCGGAGCAAAAGGUCGUCCAGGCCAAUCAAAAUCUCCACGCCAUUCUUCUUAUCUUGAUGUUUCCCCUAGAACACAUGGCGAGAAUAACCAAUUUGCUGCAUCACACGUGGCCAAUAACUGGGGCAUUGAGAGGCAUGGAGCAGAUGUCCGAUCAAGCCUUAAGUUUGACAUGCCACCCCACCAACAGACCUUGGAAGAUCUUGAAAUGGAGUUUAAGAGGGAAGCUACAGAAUUAGCUAGAGCCCAUGAUCAAGAGGAGGAUGAAGAGAACUACAAGCAUCGAGAGUCGCUGAGAGUGAUGCGAGAAAAUUACAUGGGCAGAAUGACUACCAUGAGGAAUGUGCAUGCAAGGAAGUGGGAAGAAUUUCUUGAGCAAACCUUUAAAAGGCAACAGCAAGCACAGACUUCUUACACCCAGAUAGGUUAUCCAGGUUUCGAGCAGAGAACUACACAUAUUUCAGCUGCACUUCAAUCAAUGGAUUCAAAGAGCACAUAUCCGUAUGCUUCUGAUAACUAUUCAGCCCCGAAGGCUCAUGCUGCAUAUGGCGAGUUUCAGCAUGACAGACAUGGUGAUGUUGGGAGGACCUAUGGGCGAUAUUAGAUCUUGACUAGUGGGCGAUUGUGUGAGGAAUCAGUGUCAAUGGUGUGCAACUUUAGACCCUCUUAGCACCUAUUUGCUGUCAUGUAGUUUAAGGUAAGAAUUCAUUUUUGGGCAGAACUGUCCUCCAGUUGCUUUCUAUUGCAGCUAGUAGCAUCAAACCGGGCUGUGGAAACUGUCCGUGGAAUCAACAGAUUAUUGUAAAAAGCUGCUUUUCAAUUAUCUUUUCUGAAAUACUGGUAAAAACAUAAACGUGGUAUCGGUUAUUCUUGCUUUUCA